CGCCCUGUCCGCGAUCAGAACACUUCCCUGGAGGUCUCAGAGAAAAACGGGAGAGAAAGACCUCCGUGCCUCCGUUUGGCUACCGACAGUGCCAUCAGUGUUCCGGACAGCCAGCCAGUCAGCCACCUAGCAACCAAACAACUGCAAUCAACGUUUCAUCAUCGUCGUCGUUGUCGUCGCCGCGGAUGUCACCAUUCUCUCGCGGUACCGCGGAACAUCGUGCUCGCCAGGCUCCCAGGAUUGGCUCGUGAUGGUGAAGCGAGCUGCGGCGAGUUAGCUAAAAACCCGCGUGUGCUUGGUGUGUUUGGAAGAGUGGCUGGUGCGUACGUGCGUGCGUGCGUGCGUGCGUCCCCGGAAAAGAACGUUGUGCCGACGGUGUCGCGCAGAGCUGUUCCGCAGCAUCCAAUCUCGCAGUGUUACCUCGCAGUGUGUGUUCCGUGGGCUGUGUGUGUGCGUGUGUGUUGCAUUUAGUGCGUACGUGUGGGUCUCGGGAUUGUGGGGCUUCCGGGACGGUCACCGACUGUGCAACGGCAGGCUCCGUACGACCUGCAACUCCACCAAUCCACCCCGCCCCCCGUUACGAUCGCCCACCUCCACACACCACGGUCAUGCGGACCAUAAGCGUCUGCCGGCGUGAGUUUUCGGAGUGGCCGGUGCUGGUGCUACUGAUCUGCCUGGUGAGCUGCCCGGGCGGUGGCGGUACUACGCUGGCAACCGACGAAGCAGGUGUGCUGCCAGCUGGUCGCCGCUUCCACGCCCGGUUCGUCGUCGACCGGGUCCGGCCCCCACCGUCCCCGCUCAAUCAAGCCAACAACCAAGGCGAAGGGCCACCGAUCCCCGCCGCCAACACCCCUACGGCCCGUAGGUGUCGCCAAGGGUGCCUGCAAAAGCGCUCCAUCAAGGACAUCCUCUGUACGCAGCAACGCGACUGCUCAAUGUGCUGGGACGUGUGCAACCGCAACAACCAGGUACGGCGCGAGCACGAACUAUCGCACCGGUUGCUCCUGAGUUUGGGCCGCAUGAUCCGGAACGAGUCGGUGGUGACGGCCGACAUCGAGUGGACGACACCGGCCGAGCUGGUGCGCCAUCAGCCGCCGGGUGUGUCGCGUUCCCCCCCACCGUCACCGUCGGUCUCCAGUGGUUCCGACGAUGUCGAGCGGCUGUCGAGGAUCGCGCGCGAUGGUAGCGUAGCGCCAUCACUCCCUACCGGCAGUGAUCGUACCGCGGAGCAGCAGCAGCAGCAGCAGCAGCAGCAGUACCACCAGUGUCUGGUGUCGUGGGAGAUCUCGGGCGGUGGGCUGACCGGUAAUCUUCUCACCGAAACGUUCAUGGUCGAGCUGUCGCUCUGGCCCAACACCAAAUACUACGUGCACGUCACGUGCCGCAACAAAGUGACAGAUUCGCUGAUCCGGUCUGCCUCGCUGCUGGUCGACACGAGUGAGGCGGUCAUUGUGAGCCUUCACGGGACCUCAUCAACAACGACGACGCCGACGACGACGCCGAUGACGACGACGGUGGCGUCGCCGGAAGUGACAGCACUGCCACCGAGUGAGUCCUGGGCACCUCACCGAAGACCGACGAAUGUCGACCUGCCAAACCCGGCAACGCGCAUUCUCUGGGCGUUCGGUGAGGAGGACGAUGGUGACGAGGUGCAGGCGGUGGCCGCACCGUCAACCGGCACCUCCAAGGAAAUUCUCAUUUUGGGUGCGUUCGUGGCGCUCCUCGUGCUCCUGCUGCUCUCGCUCACCGUCGUGCUGGUGGUGCGCCGGAAACCGUCCGCACCCGAGGACCGGGAGGAGCUACUGAUCGAGAGCCGGCAACACUGCCGCCGGCCACCGGUGAUGGCCACGCCCGAUCUACCACCCAAGAUCAUCCUGCACGUCUGAUCACCCCUUGGGGGGGCCCUUGUAAAUAGCCAACACAGCCGCAUCCUCCAUUUCCUACCAGCAACGUGCCACGGGCGAGCGGGUGGGUGGGCGGCCACUACCAACGCAACGACAACUGGCAACGCAAGCAAGCAUACUAGUCGUAGAACCUCGUUAGACAUGUAAAGCACUACCACUACUACUCCCUACACUCUCAACCCCCGCACCUUCUCCUUUCCAACCGCAGCGACCUCCUCCCUUCCUUCCGUCUCGUUUUUUUUUAAGCUAGUUGUACAUAGACAGACAGACAGAGGCGAGGAUAGGCGUUCGCGAUUACAGGGAACACAGCAAGGAUUGGAACACCAAUUCCACAACAACACGGGGAGAGGAUGGGGCGGUUUCUCCUCGUUCCCUUAGGCCAAAUUGCGCUCCUCGUGGUCCCUCGUUAAGAUAGUUUAAAGGUUUGGCGAUAGAUGGAUGAUGAUAAUCAAUGAGACCCAAUGCAAGCGUACAAGGGUGGUGCACGCAUCGCUCUAGCGCACCCCCGUCUCUUAGCUCGUAAGCCCUUUGACGCAAGUAAACAAAGCAGAGAGACAAAGAAGAAGAAGAAGCAGAAGAAACGAACUCAAAAACAAACAAAAGCAGAACCGCCCCCCACAACCACAACCACAACAACAACAAAUUGCAAAUUGUGUAUAUUUAUUGUGUAA
Anopheles aquasalis is the source of this 2575-nucleotide messenger RNA. RefSeq lists its product as uncharacterized. The record is from RefSeq and is a predicted model, not a curated record. Lineage: Eukaryota; Metazoa; Arthropoda; Insecta; Diptera; Culicidae.